GAAUACGUCCUCCAUGUGAGUCGACUAUUGAAUGGAUGAACUUACAGAUGCAGAACAUUUACGAAUUGAACAAAACCGAAAACGUGCCUUAGAACUUAGACUUUCACAAGUUGUGGCAAAUGAUCGUCAUGAUGUUUAUGCAUCAGUCCCACAAUCAAAAUUGAAUACAAAAUACUUAAGUGAUGGAGGUUUUAUUUUUGAAGAGGAAACUUCUAAUCAUAAUUAUCCUUAUACAGAAAAAGAUGAAGAAUUUUCAGAUCCAGAAUUAAAUGCAACUGUUAAACCUAAAAAACGCAAACAAAAGUGUAUAAAACAAUCAAACGCUGAGUCGAAUCUCCUCAUAGCUGAAUCCAAUGUACCUAUUCCCCCUGAUCAAGAAAAACCAACUUGUGAUUUAUGCCAUAAACUGUUUGAAGAAUCAUUUUUACGUAAAACAUUUGAAGUAGAUGUUUGUGAUAAAUGUCGAGAUCCUAAAAAUAUUCAUGCUUUAAUUACUAAAAGUUCAGCAAAAGAACGUUAUUUACUAAAUGAUGUUGAUUUAGACAUACGUGAACCGAAAUUGAACUAUUUGUUGAAACGUAAUCCACACAAUUCAAGUUGGGGUGAUAUGAGGCUGUAUUUGGAGGCACAAGUAACAAUAACUGUUUUAGAAACUUGUUAUUCCAUUUAUCAUUGGUUUUUCAUAUUUUUAUUCUUAUGUUAAAAUGUUACUCGAUCUCAAUUUUCUACUAAUAGUGUUUUUGUAAAGAUGAGCAGUAAUAAUUAGCUUCUUAGAUAAGACUUUCUUUUGAUUGGGAGUGUAGCUUAUUUCAGUAUUCAAUAGAUCACAACAUUUAUUGAUCUCUUAUUUUGUCGUUAAAUUUUAACAUGAACCUCUAUGAGUUUGCUCCCAGAUUAUAACUGGCAAAGAGCUAUUAGACAAGGAAUAGAUGGAUAUUCAAUAAUCCUUGACUAUGAGUGAUUCACUAGUGGAAUAUAGUUUAUGGUCAUAGAAAUAUCCAAAUUAAUUAAUUCUUAACGUAAACAUCUGAUUGAAAAAAUGUCAAUAUCUGAACAACAACUUCAUCUAAUUUUUAUGUAGAUUUUACCUAUAAAAGGAUCUAGGCCUUGAAAUACCCAUUCAUCAUAUAAAAAUUAUCAGGCCUUUUAAGUGCUCCUAAGUGCCCUGAUACAGCUGAGGGUGGGGAGAGUUAGAUCUCCCUCUCGAAAUGCUCUCACAUGGCCACGUGUAUACAGCCACUGGCAGGACAGUCCUCACUGCCUUCUCGCGGCUGGGGUGUUGUUUACGGAGAUGAGAGGACGAAAAGCGAGUGUCCGGCGCUUUAAUCAGGUCGGUAGACAUAGAGCGUUCACCUAGGGGAGUUGGAAAACCCUUAUUCCAAACCAGUGGUGAGCAUGUACUCCAGGAUCGUGAAGGGACAAAUGGCGUAUGAACCAUUUAUUGGUCACCGGCUACCAUGGGACUGCAUCUCCUUAUUUCGCUUUACUGCCUUGUGUAUUAGACCUAUAGAUCGAAGGCUUCGAGUGUGGCCCCCUACGGAAACCACCUGCUUCGGUCUGGGCAUUCGGGCAGUAUCACAGGCCAUACACAAAUCAAGCGACUUGUAUGGUGCAUAUGUAUUCGGUACCCCUUUGUACCAAUAUUUAUAUGUUUAAGUAAUUAAUUAAUUAUUAAAGGGCUUUUAAGUUAUGGGUUUUAUGAAAUCACUAUCAAAGUUUUGUUUAGCAACAUGUCGCUUCUCAAAUAAAAAUAUUAAUGACUAUUGUUAAAUGCUUAAUCAAUAUAUCCAUUUACCACAUAGGACGGAUCUAUUCCAUGUUCUGCCUUUUAACUUCAAUCGUUUUGUGUAGUUAUGUGAUUUUCUAACAAUAUUUGUCUGACCAAUGAGAAAUUUAAUCCCAAUCUACCUCAAUCGUUUGAUACCUCAGAUUGUUGUAAAAUAAUGAAUUUUGUCAUUAGAAAAUCGGUUAUGAGUAUUGUUAAAAGUAUCUUACUUUCUAUUUUCCGUAAAAUUCAGAUUGCCGAACGUGCUCUAGAAAUCUGGGGUAGUGAAGAUGCAUUAGAAAAAGAACGUGAAAAGCGCCUUAAGCGCAAUGAAGAAUCGAAACUUAAAAGUUAUAGUAAAAAGGUUAAAGGUAAGUAUUAGGGAUUCCCAAUUCGUGUAAACUAUACUCAUUAAUUCGUUGGAAAUACAUUGAGAUAACUAGUCAUGGAGUAGUCACUAGUUUGAGAUGGUGGAGAAGAUUUGUAGCUCAGGUGAAUGAUUUUGAUGAAGUUUUGUUCUCUGAGCUGGAUGUUUUGGUUGUGGAGCUCCCAUUGUUCUUUUGAAUGACAUCACCAGCACAAACUUCAUGUAGAAGUAAGGUGUUCGGAUUUCUCCACAUAUGACUCCCAGCUUGUCCUGUAGACCUCGAUCUUAAUCGGUUACUGUUGGCCUUUAACCUGUCAUUGUUUACUUCUCUAUCUUGAUUGCAUCUCACAAUGAUAUGAUUCCUGUCCAUGAUUUCUCUGAUUGGUUAAUAAAUUGGGACGAUUUCAAUGUGUGUGUUGAUUGCUGAUUUACCUGAGUGCCAAGCUUCUAAAAAUUCUGGUGUUUUUAGAAUUCUGUCUAUCCAAGAUCUCAAUAUUUUCCAGUCAAAUAUAUGUCCACAUGCAUCCAUAUAACUGAAAAUACGUAAUGUCGUUUGACCGCUAAUUGAUGUUCAUGCAGACGAAGAUGAAGAAUGCGUCCGCAGUGUCCGAUAUAGUGUUUUUCGUAGUUAGAACAAUUUAUCAUGCAGAUGAUGUUCGGUUUUUCUUCUUUUGUCAUUUCUUCCUUUGGUUUGCAUAGGAUUGAUCGAGGUGAUUUUGUUGGUUUGUGAUAAGAUGGAAAGAAAGCCAAAAUUCAAUUGAUUUAAUAAUUAUAAGCUUUGUUCAACAAUACUUCCUUUCUAAUUCAAUGUAAUGAUUACUUAAUGUAGUAUUUUUUUCUUUUCUCGCACGAUAUCUUAUUCUGCGUAAUAUACGAUAUUCUUGUAUUUAAUUGGCAUAUAAUAUCCUGAAAUAUUUACAUAUACUUAUAGGAUUUAUCAUUACAAUUACUUUAUCUCAAUCAUUGUAUCAGUUAUUCACAGUUCGUGUAUUUGUUUAACCGUUCUUUAGACGCAGCGGUUUCCACAUUGUUCUCUCUUGGGUGGGCUUUUGCUUGUUGAUAAACUGUUAGCAACUGUAGACACAGCUAACAACUGUCUUUUGCACUACUGAAGCCCUUUUUAUUUCAGACAAAAACACGCGGUAAACACUGUAGACACCUCACAAUUUGAGAACCGCUAUUUUAGACAUCGUUACUUUGCGAACUUCGAUUUUGCGCGAAUCUCAAUCGCGUGAAUUGGACGCUUCGAUAGACUUAACAGUUCUCAACUUUGGUUCAAAUUGGUUCGAAUCUUCUGAGUGACGAACUCUGGUCGAAAUUCGGUUCUGUUAGUUUGGCCUAACGAUGGCCCAGGGAAAUGAAGUACAAUACCAACAGCUCAGAUAAAACAGAUCAUUUAAUUGCUGAAAAUAUUGUUCCCUCAACCUCUAAGGUGAACUCAUCUACUUCAAAUGUUGUUUUCGAUAAUGUAAAACCUAGCCUCGAAGAUAGCUGCCUCUUAUUAGACACCUACUGGAAUAUGUGCAGCACAAAAACCAACAAAAUGACUUCAGUUAAUCCUAUG
Molecule: messenger RNA, 3696 nt
Organism: Schistosoma bovis
Lineage: Eukaryota; Metazoa; Platyhelminthes; Trematoda; Strigeidida; Schistosomatidae
Source: the annotation of a GenBank genome assembly